CUUUCGUUCUCCAUUGUUACCUACCUAGGUAAUAUACAGAUUUUUACUCAAAAGCAGAUGCAAUAUAUCAGCAGAAUACAUGGUUGGAAUGGUAGGCUUGGCAAUUCGAAAUCAUCCUGUCGCACAGCCUUAUCCGAGUCGCGCUUUCCAUCUGUCAACACAUCCCUUGGGCUUCAUUGUUGAACCCGAAUCCAAUGAAUGAGUACCGCCAAUGUCAAACCUCGGCAUAUAAACAUCCUCCGCAGCUCGUAGAGCCUGGAAUGAUAGAUGAAGUCAUAUCUGCUAGAUCUGGAGGCGACUCGCACUCGCAGAGCUCACAGGCCCGGAACUCAAGAUCGAAACUCACCCAUGUACCGAUCAAUUGGGAUGGUUAGAACCCUACCAAUUCUCGUAUCCCAUCAAAUACGUCUCACGCGAUAUCGUCGCCAUUCCUUCCGCAAAAUCCGAACGAUCUCCUCUGUCCAUAGUGGACGAACCGCUCUUUGAAGACUUUACUACCAUCGACCCUGCAAAAUCCUCAGUAGUCGGCAUACCGAAUUGUCUCCCGCCAAUGUAUCUUGAAGUUUCCAAUGUCAAUUCGUCGAAGGUGGAUGCAUCAAAUAUGAUCUUCGGACUACAGACCACCAUGGGACGUCUGAAGGAGACAACCAAGCAUAUGGUACGAUGGCUACCACUUACCAAUGCCAGGCUAUUCGCAAUAGUCAUCGAGACGGAGGAAAAGGCAGCAGAUAGCAAGGAGAUGGCAAAACUGGAGAAGGAACUGCAGGAGCAAGGCAUGAAAGUCAGCAUCAUCCACCCAGUACGACCGAAGGACUCUUUCGCUCAGCGCUAUUUCUCUCUCGUAAACGUCAUGUACUCCGCUCGGAAUAACAAGACUGAAUGGAUGAUCCUCAUAGACGACGAUACUUUCUUUCCCAGCAUGCACGACUUGCAGAUCCUACUGUCCAUAUAUGACACCAGCAAAGAACAAUACAUUGGAUCUCUGAGCGAGGACUGGUGGGCUGUCAACAACUAUGGGUUGAUGGGUUUUGGUGGCGCAGGAAUAAUGAUAUCUCUACCAUUGGCAAAGAUGAUUGACGACCACACGGAUGAAUGCAAAGAACAUCUCCGAACAACAGCGGGAGAUGUCACAGUCAUGGACUGUAUCUACCGCUUCUCUUCCACGAAGCUGACCCAUGUUCCUGGUCUCCACCAAGUCGAUAUGCAUGGUGACCUCUCUGGAUUCUAUGAGUCUGGCCGCGAGAUGAUCUCCCUCCAUCACUGGAAAGCAGGAUUCAAGCUCGAGAUAGAGAAGAUGCAUCUCGUCGCCGACAUCUGCGAUUCUUGCUUCUUACAACGUUGGCAAUUCGGAAGAGAUAUCAUCCUCUCCAAUGGUUUCUCCAUAGUUCAUUAUCCCAACGGACAUCUCAGAUCGACCGGUUUGCGAGGCGGAAAGGUACAGAAGAUAAAUCUGCAUGAGAUGGAGCAUACGUGGGGAGAUAAUAUCAAGGUCUUGCAUAGUCUAGCGCCGCUGAGGGACAAGAUGAGUGAAAGGGACAAAGUGUCUUAUAAAUUGCUGGAUAGUGUGAAGGUUGAUGGGGUGGUGAGGCAGGUGUAUUUCCGGGAGGGUGGAGGAAAGGAGAUGGAUACCGUCAUAGUGCUGAACUGGAGAGCUGGUCCGUCGGAGAAGAAGUCAGUCCCGGCCCCUGAGCUGGUUUCGCGUUAA
Cadophora gregata is the source of this 1705-nucleotide messenger RNA. RefSeq lists its product as uncharacterized. NCBI's taxonomy places the organism in Eukaryota, Fungi, Ascomycota, Leotiomycetes, Helotiales, Ploettnerulaceae. The record is from RefSeq and is a predicted model, not a curated record. The coding region runs from base 551 to 1705 and encodes 384 amino acids. Gene Ontology annotation, molecular function: acetylglucosaminyltransferase activity. The transcript is spliced from 2 exons.